This is a messenger RNA of Phlebotomus papatasi, 1577 nucleotides long. Its product is annotated as NADH-ubiquinone oxidoreductase 49 kDa subunit-like. Gene Ontology annotation, biological process: mitochondrial electron transport, NADH to ubiquinone. Lineage: Eukaryota; Metazoa; Arthropoda; Insecta; Diptera; Psychodidae. The coding region runs from base 132 to 1511 and encodes 459 amino acids. The transcript is spliced from 3 exons. The record is from RefSeq and is a predicted model, not a curated record. Gene Ontology annotation, molecular function: NAD binding; NADH dehydrogenase (ubiquinone) activity; quinone binding.
UUGGAAUCUCCAUCGCCAUUUGCUAUAGGGUUCGAGAUAUGAAAAGUUGUCAUUUGUUGUUAUGAAACGUGACAAGUGAGUGCUUUUUCUCGUUCGGAAAAGAGGAAAAUCGGAGUUUUUGUGUGUGAAAAAUGGCCCAAAUUCAGGCGUGGAAGCGUCUCUUCCACACUCCCAAGCUCCUGGCCAGUAUUUCCUGUUUCAAUGGACAACGCCGUGGAGCUGCAAAAUGGUCUCCGGAUCCGGAAUUUAUGAAACAAUUUGAAGGUCCAAUAAUGUAUCCGGAACAGGUAUUUAAGACAUGGAAAUUACCUCCGUGGAAUGCCAAAUUGGCACCUGUUGAGAAGAAUGUCAAGAAUAUUACAUUGAAUUUUGGGCCCCAACAUCCGGCAGCUCACGGUGUUUUGCGUUUGGUCCUUGAACUCGAGGGUGAAACUGUUGUUAGGGCUGAUCCUCAUAUUGGACUCCUUCAUCGUGGUACGGAGAAAUUAAUUGAAUACAAAACGUACACUCAGGCACUUCCCUAUUUUGAUCGUUUGGAUUAUGUUUCAAUGAUGUGCAAUGAACAAUGCUAUUCACUUGCUGUAGAAAAAUUACUAAAUAUCGAUGUACCAUUGCGUGCUAAGUACAUCAGGACACUUUUUGGGGAGAUCACAAGAAUCCUGAAUCACAUCAUGGCCGUUGGUACUCAUGCCCUUGACAUUGGUGCACUAACACCAUUUUUCUGGCUCUUUGAGGAACGUGAGAAGAUGAUGGAAUUCUAUGAGAGAGUAUCUGGUGCCCGUAUGCAUGCUGCCUACAUUCGUCCCGGUGGGGUAUCCUUGGAUAUGCCAUUGGGACUUAUGGAUGAUAUUUGGGAAUUUGCAUCGAAAUUUGGUGAGAGAUUGGAUGAAGUUGAAGAUGUCCUGACGACAAAUCGUAUUUGGGUCCAGAGAACUGUUGAUAUUGGCAUUGUUACUGCUGAAGAGGCACUCAAUUGGGGCUUCAGUGGAGUCAUGCUUAGAGGUUCUGGAAUAAAAUGGGAUUUGAGAAAGAGUCAACCGUACGAUGCUUACGAUCUUGUUGAAUUUGAUGUACCAAUUGGCACAAAGGGUGACUGCUAUGAUCGGUAUUUGUGCCGUGUGGAGGAAAUGCGUCAGUCCCUGAGGAUAAUUGAGCAGUGCCUGAAUCAAAUGCCACCCGGUGAAGUUCGUACGGAUGAUGCCAAAGUCGUUCCACCAUCCCGGGCUGAAAUGAAGACCAGUAUGGAAGCCCUUAUUCACCAUUUUAAACUCUUCACGCAGGGCUAUCAAGUGCCACCUGGUGCCACUUAUACAGCCGUUGAAGCACCUAAAGGUGAAUUUGGUGUCUACCUGGUGUCAGAUGGUGAUAGUCGACCGUAUAGGUGCAAAAUAAAAGCACCUGGAUUUGCUCAUUUGGCUGCUUUGGAUCAUAUUGGCCGGAAGCAUCUUCUAGCUGAUAUUGUUGCCAUCAUUGGUACCCUUGACAUUGUCUUUGGUGAAGUUGAUCGCUAAAAAAUCCCUUUUACAUUGUUAAAAAAAAAGUAGUCAAAUAAAAAACGGAAAAAUUAAUUAAUCAAA